AUGUACAGCAUGAUGAUGGAAACGGACUUGCACUCCCCCGGUGGAGCCCAGGCCCCCACGAACCUCUCGGGGCAGACUGGAGCGGGAGGCGGCGGCGGAGGCGGCGGGGGGAACAAAGCGAACCAGGACCGGGUCAAGAGACCCAUGAACGCCUUCAUGGUGUGGUCGCGAGGCCAGCGGCGGAAGAUGGCCCAGGAGAACCCCAAAAUGCACAACUCGGAGAUCAGCAAGCGCCUGGGGGCCGAGUGGAAAGUCAUGUCCGAGGCCGAGAAGAGACCGUUCAUCGACGAGGCGAAGCGGCUGCGAGCGCUGCACAUGAAGGAGCACCCGGAUUAUAAAUACCGGCCCCGGCGGAAGACUAAGACCCUGCUCAAGAAGGACAAGUACUCGCUGGCCGGGGGGCUGCUCAGCGCCGGCUCGGCCGGGGGCGGCCCGGCCGGCGUCGGCGUGGGCAUGGGCGUCGGCGUGAGCCCCGGCGGCGUCGGGCAGCGGCUGGAGAGCCCCGGCGGCACGGCGAGCGGCGGCUACGCGCACAUGAACGGCUGGGCCAACGGCGCCUACCCGGGCUCGGUGGCGGCGGCGGCGGCGGCGGCGGCGAUGAUGCAGGAGGCGCAGCUCGCCUACAGCCAGCACCCGGGCACCGGGGGGCACCCGCACCACCCGCACCCCCACCACCCUCACCACCCGCACAACCCGCAGCCCAUGCACCGCUACGACAUGGGCGCCCUGCAGUACAGCCCCAUCUCCAACUCGCAGGGCUACAUGAGCGCCUCGCCCUCGGGCUACGGCGCGCUGCCCUACGGCUCCCAGCCCCACCAGAACUCGGCGGCGGCGGCGGCGGCAGCGGCGGCGGCCGCCGCCGCCUCCUCGGGGGCGCUAGGCGCCCUGGGCUCGCUGGUGAAGUCCGAGCCGAGCGUGAGCCCGCCCGUCACCUCGCACUCGCGGGCCCCGUGCCCCGGGGACCUGCGGGAGAUGAUCAGUAUGUACUUACCGGCCGGGGAAGGAGGGGAUCCGGCGGCCGCCGCCGCCCAGAGCCGGCUCCACUCCCUGCCCCAGCACUACCAGAGCGCCAGCACGGGGGUGAACGGCACGGUCCCCUUGACACAUAUCUGA
This is a messenger RNA of Rhea pennata, 1113 nucleotides long. RefSeq names its product SRY-box transcription factor 1 (gene SOX1). The transcript has a single exon. Lineage: Eukaryota; Metazoa; Chordata; Aves; Rheiformes; Rheidae. The coding region runs from base 1 to 1113 and encodes 370 amino acids. Gene Ontology annotation, biological process: cell differentiation; positive regulation of transcription by RNA polymerase II; anatomical structure morphogenesis. The record is from RefSeq and is a predicted model, not a curated record. Gene Ontology annotation, molecular function: RNA polymerase II cis-regulatory region sequence-specific DNA binding; DNA-binding transcription factor activity, RNA polymerase II-specific.